This is a messenger RNA of Bacidia gigantensis, 1080 nucleotides long. RefSeq lists its product as uncharacterized. The coding region runs from base 1 to 1080 and encodes 359 amino acids. Gene Ontology annotation, biological process: protein N-linked glycosylation. Gene Ontology annotation, molecular function: glycosyltransferase activity. The transcript has a single exon. Lineage: Eukaryota; Fungi; Ascomycota; Lecanoromycetes; Lecanorales; Ramalinaceae. The record is from RefSeq and is a predicted model, not a curated record.
AUGCCUGCGCGUUCGACGCUCACGACCUUUAUCUUUGUUGCCGUUGCCCUCAUCUCCUUCUCACUCCUUGUCUUCACGCCCCGCUCAACCUUACCCUCUCUCGGUCGCUUCCAUAAAUACCAGACGAGCAAGAGCCAUGGCAAGAGCCCAGCACCUACUGGGAAUAGCCAGGGAUCCUCACAUGCCUAUGUCGCCUUCCUACAGGAUCAUUGGACACAUGAAAAUACGACGAGCGAUGAAGACGACGAAUACUUUGUAGCCACUCGAGUGUUGGCCUACCAGCUUAUGCACGCACCAAAGACGAAAGCAAACGCCUCAAUCCCCCUUGUAGUCGCCUGCACACCGCGCGUGAAGGAGAGCAAAAAAGAAAGACUGGCAAAGGACGGGGCGAUGAUUGUGGAUGUGGACUACGUGGAGAAUCCGGAAUGGAUUACAUCAAAGAAUGGCCUCCAGCAGCGCUAUAUGACACAGAUGACCAAGUUGCGAAUCAUGCAACUCACCCAAUUCGAGAGAGUCUUGUACAUUGACUCGGACGUCUAUAUAACCGAUCGCAUGGAUGGUAUAUUUAAGGAUGAUAGCACCAAGGUGCAGGAGACAAAUCUGGAUCUUAUAGAAGACCAAGAUAAGGGCAAGGUACCUAAGCAAUAUGCAUUUGCGGGACAGGCCCAACAGCAUGACUGGACCCAUCAAUAUCCUCCAGAUCCCAAUGAGCCACUGUUCGGAGCGGGGUUCUUCUUGUUCCAACCUUCGUUGGAACUUUUCGAUUAUUAUAUGCACCUUCUAUACCACGAGCCGCCGCGAUUUGAUGCUUCAAUGUUUGAACAGAAUCUGAUGAACUACGCUCACCGCAGAGAUGGUCCGAUGCCAUGGCAGGAUCUCUACUAUAAGUGGACAACGUCCUUCCCAACCCUGGACGAUCUCAACGCUGGAGCUAAGAGCUUGCAUCACAAAUUUUGGUGGGAGGACACAAAUAUUCCGGACCAUGGACUAAAUAAGAUGACGGCGAUGUGGUACCAAACCAGGGGUGAGAUGGAAGGGUAUUACUAUGCAUUGGAUGAGGCUGCGAGCAAAAAGACUUGA